CGUUAGCCACUCACGUGAACUCGUCUUUAUCUAUUUGAGAUAUUGAUAAAUUUAAGAUAUAAUGUAGUCGUUUGUGUUUGAUUUGAGAAGUGUGUGGUUUGGCAGAGAUGGAGAAAUCGGGAUUUAUAACGCCGUUUAAGAAGCAGUGCUUCGUGACCCUUGGAGCAUGCUUGAAUAUGGCAAGCCAGGGCAUGACGGUGGGCUUCGCAGCCAUCUUGCUCCCACAGCUGAGGAGACCAGACUCCAUCAUUCCCAUUGACGCUUCAUCAGGAUCUUGGAUAGCUUCAAUAUUGGGAUUCGCGCUUGUCGCCGGCAACUUUAUCGUCCCGACCGUCAUGGCCAACUACGGCCGAAGAGCUGCCAACAUCAUCUCCAUAGCCCCAAUGCUCGCUGGCUGGUUCUGCAUCAUCUUCGCCACCAACCUCCCCACCCUCCUCGCUGCGAGGGUCCUCCAGGGCCUCUCUAUGGGCAUGAGCUCCUCUCUCGGACCUGUCAUCAUCGGCGAAUACACCAGCCCCAAAAACAGAGGGCCUUUCUUGGCAUCAAUCUCUGUUACUAUCGCUACUGGAGUCCUAAUAGUUCAUGCUAUGGGAUCCUUCAUUAGCUGGCAAACAACCGCUUUAGUAUGCGCUUCCAUAGGAUUCUUAGACUUACUUAUAGUUAUUUAUUCUCCUGAGACACCCAGCUGGCUAGCAGAUCAAGGGAGAUAUGAUGAAAGCAGAAAAAUAUUCAGAUGGCUCAGAGGAGAUGGCGAAGAAGAUGAACUACAAAGAAUGAUAGAUAGUAGCAUAAUUAUUAGAGAAUCUAAAGCAGAAGUAAGCACAUCAGAAACCUUCUUCCAAAAAAUAAGAAGGGCUGUAGUGCAUUUCAGAAUAACGAUUAGAAAAAGAGAGUUCUAUAAACCUAUUUUCAUAAUGAUGCACAUUUAUACUAUGGGGAUGUGGUCAGGCGCUAAUAUCAUGGCGGCUUACACUGUGGAUAUUUUUGAGGGCGUUGUAGGUUAUGGAUCGAAUAUUCCCUUACUAGUGAUCACAAUGGGCGUGCAGAGAAUCAUUUCAAACACGUGUGCUGUUUUUGUGAUAAGGAAAGUAAAGAGAAGGACAAUGUUAUUAGUCACUGUUGCGAUAAACGUGUGUGCGUUUCUGUCGAUCGCGGCAUAUUCUUAUGGAAAGCAACAUGGAAUGCUGCCUUUCGACCACCCUAUGAUUGGCAUUGUCUUGAUUAACAUCCAUAUCUUUUCUAUAGCUACAGGAACAGUGCCACUUCCUUUUAUAAUCGCUGGAGAAUUAUUCCCUCUUGAGUUUAGGAGUUUGGCCGGAGGCAUCAGUGUUUUGUUUUUGUCAGCAAAUUUGUUUCUCUCGAUCAAGACUGCGCCUCUUCUCUUCUUGACCAUCGGCAUUCAUGGAGCUUAUGUUAUGUACGCGUGUAUAGUGACGUACUGUUUGGUGGUGGCUUGGUUCUUGCUCCCAGAAACAAAGGAUAGGACUCUUCAGGAUAUAGAGGAUGAGUUCCGAGGCAGACCACUGUCUCCUGAGGAAGUUAAAUCGGUUCAGUCUUUGCAUUCCCUGAUGAUGUACAAAACUGACCGUCGGUGUAGCCAACCUGUGAUAUAAUUUUAGUUUUGCUUAAGUAUUUAUUGUGAUAGUUGUAAGUAAUUUAUUUUUGUGGUAAUAGAAAGUCUGGGACUCAUAUAUGGUAGUUCAUUGUUGAGUUGGUUUGAAAAUAAUGUUAUUAGUUAUGAAUGAAAGUUUAUGAAAGUGGUUUUGGAAUAAAGCACUUGAUAGAGAA
This is a messenger RNA of Leguminivora glycinivorella, 1788 nucleotides long. Its product is annotated as facilitated trehalose transporter Tret1-like. Gene Ontology annotation, biological process: transmembrane transport. NCBI's taxonomy places the organism in Eukaryota, Metazoa, Arthropoda, Insecta, Lepidoptera, Tortricidae. The transcript is spliced from 3 exons. The record is from RefSeq and is a predicted model, not a curated record. The coding region runs from base 108 to 1613 and encodes 501 amino acids. Gene Ontology annotation, molecular function: transmembrane transporter activity. Gene Ontology annotation, cellular component: membrane.